AUGGAUCUCAACAAUCCAUUGUCGUCAAGUGAGAGUUCGACCGAUAGCUCAUCCGAUAGUUCGAGUGGUUCAUCCGAGGUAGACGCGGCCAUAUCGAAGGUGGCCAUUUUGGCUGUGAAUGCUAUGUUGGACGCCGUUCGCGGCGAUGAUGAUAAUGAUGACGAUGCUGACGAUGAAGUUGUAAGACCGCGGUUUAAGAGACAGACUACUAUUGUGCGUAGGCGUCAAGAAGACGAAGCUCGACUCAUGCGUAACUAUUUUGUUGAUGAACCGAUUUACAAUGCAAAAAUGUUUAGGAGGCGGUAUCGUAUGAGUAAGCGGUUAUUUCUCCAAAUAUUUGAUGAUUUGGCAGCCGAGUAUCCAUUUUUCCAACAAAGAUACGAUGGGUCGGGGAAGCUUGGUUUCUCAACCAAGUUAAAGUGUACAUCGACGCUCCGUCAAUUGGCUUAUGGCACUAGUGUUGACGCAUUUGACGAGAACUUUGGCAUAUCAGAAAGGACCUCACGUGACACACUAGAACACUUUUGUACCGGCAUAAGGGAACUAUACGGUAGUACUUACUUAUGUAGACCGACUUGGAGUGAUCUACAACGGAUUUACGAGGUCCAUGAACAAAGCCAUGGUUUCCCGGGCAUGAUUGGUAGCAUUGAUUGCAUGCAUUGGACCUGGGAUAUGUGUCCUAACGCAUGGCGUGGCACUCAUACUCGAGGUGAUAUUGGAAAACCGUCGUUGAUACUUCAGGCAGUUGCGUCUUAUGACUUGUGGAUUUGGAAUGCAUAUUUUGGGAUGCAGGGGUCCAACAACGACAUUAACGUUUUUGAAGCCUCACCUGUUCUUGAGGAGCUCAUAUCCGGUUUGGCUCCUACACCUUCAUUUUAUGCAAAUGACAACUUUUACAAGGCCGGAUACUAUUUGGGAGAUGGCAUCUACCCGGAGUAUGCAAUUUUCGUCAAGACUUUUACCGACCCAAUUGACAACAAAAGAAAGUUGUUUAAGAAGAAACAGGAAUCGGCAAGAAAGGAUAUUGAAAGAGCGUUUGGUGUACUGAAGAAGAGGUGGAAUGUUAUUAGUAAUCCUGCACGGUAUUGGGACAAGGAUAAGAUGCAAUCCGUGAUCUACACUUGUAUCAUCCUACAUAACAUGAUUUUACAGGACAAGAACAAAGCUUUCUGUCAAAACUACGACCUGGAAGACUGA
This is a messenger RNA of Erigeron canadensis, 1197 nucleotides long. Its product is annotated as protein ALP1-like. The record is from RefSeq and is a predicted model, not a curated record. The coding region runs from base 1 to 1197 and encodes 398 amino acids. NCBI's taxonomy places the organism in Eukaryota, Viridiplantae, Streptophyta, Magnoliopsida, Asterales, Asteraceae. The transcript is spliced from 3 exons.